Messenger RNA from Pomacea canaliculata, 5237 nucleotides. RefSeq lists its product as uncharacterized. Bases 3390 to 4445 code for a protein of 351 amino acids. NCBI's taxonomy places the organism in Eukaryota, Metazoa, Mollusca, Gastropoda, Architaenioglossa, Ampullariidae. The transcript is spliced from 9 exons. The record is from RefSeq and is a predicted model, not a curated record.
UGUGAGUGUCACACAGCCUCAACAGAAGGUCGAGUUGAAUACACCUUUCAAAAGCAGUUUGGGGUAAAUGACAGCGGCGAGUGGGUCUUUGAUGUUUGGAAUACAGGUGUCAAGACCUCUGUUUACAUCACUGUCCAAGCUGAGUGCUUCUCGCUAGAAAUAAAGGGAGGAGAAAGCAAUUUCACAUUUUGCUGAAGGUGUGAUGUCCGACAUUCUCUUUCACGUCAAUAAUGAUAGAAAUAAAGAUCAAGUUACCUUAUUUAUAUAUAAAAAUGGACAAAGGUAUGAUGCUAAUGUUUGCAAGCUCGUACUGACAACACUACCUGUGUCAGUCCCACUAAGAGUUGUCAGUGUCACACAAGCUCAUCAGAAGGCCAGAGUUGAAUACACCUUUCAGAAGCAGUUUCAGGUAAAUGACAGAGGCGAGUGGGUCUUUGAUGUUUGGAAUACAGGUGUCAAGACCUCUGUUUACAUCACUGUCCAAGAUAUUCGGACCACAAUGCCACCGACUCCAAAGACAUCGACUCCAGGUAUGUCACAUCUCGGGUAAAACAAUACAAAUAAGUUGUGUGUGUGUGUGUGUUCUACAAUAAUGUGUCAUCCAUCAGUCUACAAAGAUCUAGCAACAUCUUUACCGAUUCAACAAAACCGACAUAACACAUACCAACAUCAGAAAGUUCUACAAGAAAGAAUCAACAUAAUUUAUGCAAACUCAUACUGACAAACACAAACUGUGUCAGUAAGUGUGGGUUAUCAUUGUCUCAUAACCUCAACAAAAAGUCAAGCGGAAUACACCUUCAUUGACUAGUUGUUUGUACAAAAAGGUGUACCCAUCACCUCACGGUUAUAAUUCUUUGUCUACAUCUAUUGACACUUCCAAGCUAUAUAAAUUUUCACAAAACUGCAUUUUCGAUAUUCGAGAGUUCAUCGAACUCUAUGAUACUAUAUAUGUGUGUGUUAAUAUUUCAUUAACGAUAACUUUUUUUAGGUGAAUGCCUUUCGGUGGUAAUAAAAAGUCAAGAAAUGUUUACUGUCUGGGAAGGGGAAAUAGAAAUUUCCUUCUACGUCAAUAACAUCAAGAAGGAUAAAAAUAUUACCCUGGACAUUUUUAAGAAUGGACAGGAUAAAGACGAAUUAAGCUCGUGCAGUCUUGUAUUGGGACAGAACUUCUGUAUUUCACACCAUCUGUUGUGCAAAUGCUCCACAAAUCUUAUCGAAGGUCAGGUCGAAUACGUAUUUAGGAAGAAGUUUCGAGCACAAGACAGCGGCGAAUGGGUCUUUGAUGUUUGCAGUACAAAGGUCAGGACUUCCAUGACUGUCAAUGUCCAAGCUUCGAGGACAAAACACAUUUUAGUAAAUGGAGGUCGUCAAAACCUGACUCUUAAGUUUAACGAAUCAUUUAACCUCCAGUUCUCUUUCCCUGACCCCAUGGAAGACGAUGAAGGCAUCAUCCUCGUUCAGCAUCGCCCUCUGUAUGCUGCUGUGUUUGGGAGGAGAUGUGUCAUCGUGAGGUCUCCGAAAAACUGCUCGAGCUCGAUGGAACUGUGUCGGUGCCUGGGACCUCCCUUCGGCAUGUACAGCCUCCGUAAGGUCGUCACCAAGGAAGAUUAUGGAACCUGGCUUAUAAAUCUGUGGAAAGCACAUCACGAACGUGAAGAGACUUUGUAUAUUACUGUGGAAGGUAUUUCAUGAUUGGUGAACAUACUGUGGUUGUGACUAUGCAUUUCAUUUUGACUUAUUUGUGUAUAUCGUAUACAUUACUGUUUUUAUGAUUCGGCUUUCCGCCCGUCAACCUUUUUUCGUAAUAAAAAAAAAUCACAUUCAUUCCGAUACUGAAGAAGUUCGAUAGAAUUGUUGGCUAUAUCUUAACAAGCAGAGAAAACUUUAUUCGCGUACCUUCCUCGGGCAAAAUAUUUCAAGAGGACCUGAAAACAGAUUUUAUCUUUUCUUUCCUUUUCAGUAAGUAUACACUAUUUUGACAAUAACUAAUACAUUUUUUACAUGAGUUAUUUCAGAAUUGCAUUUUUAUUAAGGAGUUUACCUUGGUUAUAGUUAUAAAUGAUGCUCACCAAAUAUACUUUUUAAACUACUAAUGGCUAGGUUAUCUGAUAAAGAAAAACUGCAAGUGAUUUUACAUUUAAGUGGGGUUUUUUCAGAAGAGAGCUAACCACGAGAGACAAUUCAAACUGAUGAUUUAAAAGCAGAGCGUUACUGUCGGUAGCAUCAUCAUCAUUGUCGCCAUAACAAUUAUUAUUUCAGAAUUCCAAGUCCUAUGGUGUUGACCCAGGUUCCUUUUGGAACAGUUUUGCGCGUCCCCAUGACAACAGAAGGUACGAGUUUUGUUUAACAGAAAACGUUUUAACUGUCACUGCUACUCCCAUUGGUUUUAAUGAACAAUAUAAACAGAGGAAAAAAUUACUGUCUUAUUUGUAUUGUUAAUAUUAGCUCAUUUUUCCGAAAGCUGCAUGUAUUACAUUAUUGCCUACUAUUUUAAAUAUUUUCUUAGUCUUUUUCAUAAAAAAAAAACUAUUACGAGAUGAGCAGCAUACAUUCUAUAAAUUUCAUUCAACAGCAUUGGGAUCUGGUUUAAAGUUGCAGAAGGAGAAUGUUGUGCUCCAUCUUUAUGUUAUGUAGGGAAGGAAGAUAAUGGUUUGUCAAGUCUGUAUAUUCUUCAAUGUCUGGCAGUAACAGAACUGAGAAUUUUUGUUUUACCGAUGCCUUUCGCUGUCAAGUAAUAAGCUCAUAGCAGUUGGAAAAUAUGUACACCUGGCACAUGACCACAAAUCCGAUCAUGUUCAUCCACAUUUGCAGUGCCCUGUAUCGCAAUGGCAGUCGGCUUAGUGCAUGUAAGUGGCUCAUUGGCUCUACCUUGCAAGUCUGUUCUUGUGUGUCUAUAAGGAAACGGGUAAAUUGUGUAUCUGCAGCUGCAUGUUUUAAUUCUAAGCUUUCAAGACAACCAGGCUUGUGGUGACAAAAAGCAUCUCCCUUUCAAAGACUUUUGUAGGUUUUUGAGAGAGAGAAAGAAAGGUAAAGAUGUGUAAAUAAGGUGUUUAUUUAUAUAUAAAACAUAAACAUGAAAUUUUACAUUCCUUUCUCUCUAUAUAUAUAUACGUAAAACCCUACUUUAUAUAUAUUAUGGUUUAAAAGGAAAACACAUAUAAAACAAAAGCCUUUUUAUGAGUAAUUCCAAUAACAGUGUAGGACAGUGUCAAGCUCUAGUAAUGUAACAAACAACACUGUAAUUAAUCAAGAGGACAACAAAGCAGCUUAAUAUUUUGAAGAACUGGAGGAAGUCUUUAAGGAAGUUUUUCACUGUGUAGUGUCCGGCUCAGAAAUCCAGAUGAAGUGGUUCUCUGUGUGUUCUUCUGUGCACACAUCGUCUACAAGUAAUGGCUUCUAAGGUUGAGUGUCACAAAAGAUUUCUGAUAACUUUGCUGAUAUCCGUCUUUACUUUUUUUGAAGAUUGUCGCAUGUGGAAAAUGCAGACCGACAGCCAUGAUAUUACUGUGGAAAAUGGAGUGGAGUCCAACAUUGAUUUCUUCCUCACUGAUUACCGAUCUCUGAAUGUUAGUCUUCGACUAAUUGUCCAACAUCGAUUAAGUAAUGGAAGUUUUAACAAAACGUGUCAGAUUGAACACUCAUAUGAACGAGUUUGUCAGCCGACACUCGGUCCAUGCCAAUGUAUUGGGGAAAGUUCAGGAUUAUAUCGAUAUCGACUGAGGAUGACCUUUACAGAGCAAGAUGGCGGCCAGUGGGUGUUUAAAAUUUUCAACCAUGAGCAAACGAUUGUCAACAUUACAGUGAUUCCUCGUCGUGCCUUAAAACUCUACACCAACAGCCAGAGUAUAACUGUUGAAGACGGAUUGAAAUCAGACAUCUACUUCUUUCUGAAUGACUCUACAGCUGUAGACAUCGGCGUGAAUAUAGUUGUUCAACAUCAAAAAGUUGAUGGUUUGACAUUUGACCCUAAAUGUCGCAUACACCACUCAAAGACACGCGGUUGUCAAAUCUUAUUUGGCCCGUGUGAGUGCAUAGGUGAAAGGUCAUUUACAUAUCAAUACCGAUUGAUGAAGGUCUUUACAGAACAAGAUGGCGGUCUGUGGAAGUUUGACAUUGUCAGUCAUGAGGGGACGAUUGUUAACAUCACAGUCAUUGACAGCAUCACUUCUUCACAAGAUAACCAGAGUACAGAACCUUCACAAGUGACGGGCCUGACUCCUCCCAUCGAAAGUUUUACUCUCUCAACAACAACAUUAGUCAUUUUGGUUAUUACUGCUAUUGUCAUCUUCAUCAUCAUAUCAGUGGUCGCAAUUAUUCGAUGUCGUCUCAGGUCCAAACACGAUCUGGAGGGAGAAGAAGAUAGUUUGGAAUACAUAAACUGCAGAUCUGAGAAUUUCAUGGAACCUUUGUCACGUGAUGGGCAGUCAGCUGACCACCCUGGCUAGUUCACCAACCGGGAUGACUAGCAGCUCUUGCAAUAGAGUUCUUAAGGAAAGAUGAAGCAUGUAAUCACUAAGUGCCAUUGAUACAUCAACUACAUCACAUCAGCACCAGAAAGGCGACUGUGACAGCUGCACCAGAAGCACCAAAAAGAUCAGCAAUGUCGUCAACAUCUUCACCUCCACAAUACCAUCCUCAUCACCACGUCUUCACUACAUCUUGGUGUGGGACUGCCAUCAGAAUAAACAAUAUUAACUUUAGAACCGAAGCCACGUGCUUAGGACCAUUGCCAUCUCCAAAUGAAACCCCACAAACACUAGCGCCACUAACACCAGCAGUACAAUCACCAUUUGCACCAGCACUGAUGCCAUUUAAAGAAAGAAUAGGGUUAGCAGAAGCUUCAUCGAAUGCACCAGUACCUCUAGUAUCACCAUGGCAUCCCGUCCACCGCCAAAACCAUCAGAAGGAUCGCCAUUACAAAAAUUCUAAUGCUUGGUCUACGGAAUCUGAAACAGAUAUUAAAGUGAUAUUAAAAGAACAGUUCUAGACACUUCCUCCUUUCUGCUAACAAAAGAACCUGAGGAUUAGAGGAAGCAAACUUUACAUCGUAUACAUGGAGUGUUUUUGUCAUAUUCGUUUUGUUACUAAAUGCACCACUUCAGUUUGCUAGGAUGAAAAUUGUUUAGAAGCCGCAUUGUCUCUUACAUAUUAGUUAAUUUUAAAUUUAAAACAAAAAAGUGCCAAAUGACAUGGUAUCUAUUUUAAAAUACCGUUUUUGUAUGUUAGAUAAGUUUCAA